AUGAUUAAAAAUACAGUGACAGGGGCUCAUAGGCCACUAUCAGGUCAGUUAUACAAAUACACUAAUGUUGUAAAAGGCUGGCAGCAGCGCUGGUUUGCAGUAGAUCCCGAAACAGGAGUUUUAUCAUAUUAUCUUUUCGAUGGGCCCGGAGAUACUAUUCAGCCAGGACAACCAGCCAGAGGCGAGGCUCAUUUAGCUGCUGCUGUGAUAUGUCCAAGUGAUGAAGACUCCCGUACCUUCACUAUCAACUGUGCUUCCGGAGAUAUGCUCAAGCUGAGGGCCACUGAUGCUAGAGCUAGGCAGGAAUGGGUCAAUGGGCUGAGGGCUAUAGCUGAAAUACACACUAAGGCUAUGGGCGCUAAUCCUCCCCUGCAGCCCAGAGAGCAGCUGGCUGUGCAUGAUGCCAUGGCUUCAGCUAGGAACCAGUUACAGGCAACAGAACUCAGUGAUGCAGCUCUGGCAAGGUGCAUAGAAUCAGCCGACUCACCAUUCCCACACACAGAUCCUGACUUAUUACUGUUAAAAGCUACCUCUGCCGCCAGCAUGCAGUGCUUGCUCCAAUGUCUUGGCAUUCUCCAUCGACAGCAACAGUACACCACAGUGAGUGUCUCCAGCAAACACUCCGAUGACCACCACUAG
Messenger RNA from Spodoptera littoralis (African cotton leafworm), 639 nucleotides. NCBI's taxonomy places the organism in Eukaryota, Metazoa, Arthropoda, Insecta, Lepidoptera, Noctuidae. The record is from the annotation of a GenBank genome assembly.